GAGUAUACGAGCUUCUUUUUGUCUGUUUGCCUCGUUGUCAAAGUCAAUGUUCCUGAGCCACCACAGCCAAGUCUUGUUUUUCCUGCUAGUUAUCUGACCUCGUUUUCAUGUAUUGGGACCUUGCCUUUUGCCAGGCAUUUUUUUAGCCUUUGCCUUUUUGGACUGCUUAACUGUGCAUGACCUCUGCCUGGAAUAAAAUCCCCCUCGACAACAUGUCACUGUCACGUCCCAUCUGAAUGAGAGAAGCAGAACGUUCUUCCGCUUCCUCUGAAUCUCUCAAUAAGAACGCAUCCCAGAAUCCUCUCUUCAUCACUCCCGCCCACCCGUCUGCCUGCACCCCCAUCAGAGUGACUACUCACGUGUGUAGCCAACCAUGCCAAACAACACGCGAGUGACCCAGCUGGAGCACAGCAAUGAGCCGGUCACCGAGUCGGUGGCGGACCUGCUGUCUCUGGAGCACCCGAUGGACUACAAGAGCAGUCAGAUGAGUAUGGGUCUCAGUCCCGGCUCCACUGCCCCGGGAAGAGCCCUGCUGCCCUCCCCGGAUCCCGAUGGUGAGGACGGGAGGCCGGCCUGGAACAAUAAGAUGGAGUACAUCCUGGCACAGGUGGGGUUCUCGGUGGGCCUGGGGAACGUCUGGAGGUUCCCUUACCUGUGUCAAAAGAAUGGUGGCGGUGCCUACCUGGUUCCCUACUUCAUCCUCCUUCUCCUCAUUGGCAUCCCACUCUUCUUCCUGGAGCUGGCGGUGGGUCAGAGGAUCCGACGGGGCAGCAUCGGCGUAUGGAACUAUGUGUACCCCCAGCUGGGAGGCAUUGGGGUUUCUAGUCUGAUGGUUUGCGGCUUCGUGGGCCUCUACUACAACGUGAUCAUCGGCUGGAGCAUCUUCUACUUCUUCCAAUCCUUCCAGUACCCACUCCCGUGGGCCGAAUGUCCGGUCCACAUCAAUGGAACCCAAGCCAUUGUAGAGUCAGAGUGCGAGAAGAGUUCAGCCACGACUUACUUUUGGUACCGUCAGACGCUCAACAUCACCAGUACCAUCGAGGACACAGGCGGCCUCAACUGGAAGAUGACCCUCUCCCUGCUGGUGGCUUGGAUCUUGGUGUGCUUGGCUGUCAUCAAAGGCAUCCAGUCCUCUGGGAAGGUGAUGUACUUCAGCUCUCUGUUCCCGUAUGUGGUCCUCUUCUGUUUCCUGGUGAGAGGUUUGCUGCUGAGGGGUGCGGUGGAUGGCAUCGCGCACAUGUUCACCCCCAAGCUGGAGAAAAUGCUGGAGCCGCAGGUGUGGCGCGAGGCGGCCACGCAGGUCUUCUUUGCGCUGGGCCUCGGCUUCGGCGGGGUCAUCGCCUUCUCCAGCUACAACAAGCGAGACAACAACUGCCACUUUGACGCCACACUCGUCUCCAUCAUCAACUUCGUCACGUCCAUACUGGCCACGCUAGUGGUUUUUGCCGUCCUCGGCUUCAAGGCCAACAUCAUGAACGAGAAGUGUGUCGUGGAGAAUGCAGAGAAGAUCCUGCUGUACCUCAACACCAGCGUGCUGAGCAAAGAACUCAUCCCUCCUCACAUCAACUUCUCGCACCUGACUUCGCAGGACUACGCUGAAAUGUACGGCGUCAUUAAAACGGUCAAGGAGGACAACUUUGCCCAACUCGGCCUCGAUCCUUGUGUGCUGGAGGACGAACUCAACAAGGCCGUCCAGGGAACCGGUCUGGCCUUCAUUGCCUUCACAGAAGCCAUGACGCACUUCCCAGCCAGUCCCUUCUGGUCGGUCAUGUUCUUCUUUAUGCUCAUAAAUUUGGGCCUAGGAAGCAUGAUCGGGACCAUGACCGGCAUUACCACGCCCAUCCUCGACGCCUUCAAGAUACGCAAAGAAAUCCUGUGCGUGGUUUGCUGUAUCAUUGCCUUCCUGUUGGGCCUGCUGUUUGUGCAGCGCUCAGGGAAUUACUUCGUCACUAUGUUUGAUGACUACUCCGCGGGCUUGCCGCUCACGGUGGUGGUGAUUCUGGAGAACAUCUCCGUGGCCUGGAUAUACGGCACCAAAAGGUUUAUGCAGGACCUGGAGGACAUGCUGGGCUUCCGGCCGUACUCCUUCUAUUACUACAUGUGGCGGUACGUUUCACCGGCCGUGCUGGUGCUGCUAAUCGUGGCCACCGUCAUUGAGAUGGCCGUAAGCCCUGCAGGGUACAACGCCUGGGUGGAGGCUGAGGGGGCUGAGCGUUUCCACAGCUACCCUCCGUGGGCUUUAGCCAUGGCCUACUCCCUCAUCGCCGUGGCCAUGCUGCCUUUGCCCUUGGUCUUCGUGGCGCGCCACUUCAACCUACUGUCGGACGGGUCCAACAAGCUAUCCGUGUCCUACCGCAAAGGCAUGAUGAAGGACAUGUCAAACCUGGAGGAGCAGGACGAGCAGCGCUUCAUCCUUAGCAAAAACCCUCGCCAGGUGCCCUCCCCCGUUCCCCCACACCGUGCCUACCUGGGGCCCGGAGGCACACAAGAAAUGACCAACACCAACUACGGGACCAGCACCAAGACGGGCUACCAGAACAUCGGCUCACCCGAAUCUGAGCUAUAAUGCGCUGAGGUGGUUGCAUUUCGGAAAGAGGUUCCGUUUUGUUUUGUUUUUUUCAUCCCACCUUUUCGCGUCGGGUGGAUCAGGUUCAGGUUUGUCCAGUGCUCAUCGGCUUUAUGAUCUGAACACAAAUAGGAAUUUAAGCUGCAAGCAAGGGCCCAUUUUGUCAUGGCCAAGCAUCCAAAGUAUCAUCGAACUUUGACUCAGGCUUUAUUAGAUGGCGUGGAGUUCGUAGACCAAAAAACCUGGAAAUUUGGCAUCUCCAAUACUAACUUUCUUGCAUAUCUGCUUCAGAUUAGGGCUCACAAGAGAUAAGUUAAGGUUGCAAUUGCAAUUUAAUUUCAGGGUACAACUUUUUCUUCAACCCUGUUAUGAUAGACAUGGCCACACAAUUUUCUGUCAAACGUUGAAAUAGUGUAGUCAUCCAACCGAGCCCUUGCACCAUCUGUCAUAGCCGUUGCUCGAAAUGCCAAUCAAACUUUGACACCGCAAUCCGCCCACUUCAGACAGCGUAAGGCAAUUUGGCCUCCCCUCUCAUAUCUGCUCAUUUGAAUUAAGCUAAGAGGAAUUUGUCUAAGUAUGAGCCUUGGAAUUCAAUCAAAAAGGUUGAUUCAAACCAAAAUGGCCACAAUUCUAAGCAUGUGGCCUUGAGACGUUUUGGUGAGUCUUGUCACAAGAGACAUGUCCACCCGAUUGCGUGUUGAUUAGUUACUUUUACUUAAUAUUUUCUAUGUGUUGCUAAUGAGGGAAGCCCUAAAAUACAUAUAUUUUCACCAGGAUACAUACACUUUGAAAAACUGAGUUUUCACCCUUGCUGAGGUCUCCAAAAUGGUAUUUAAUUCAUUGGUAGAAUAACAUUUAUGACUGUACAGUUGUUCCAAAAGGGCCUUCAAAGGACGGAGGCUUGUACUGGGAUGUAACAACAAUGUGGAAAAGAGCACAAUUUUAGUCAGCCUUUCACAUUUCUUGAAGGAUAUACUAAAGACUUGUUUACUGUGCUUGACAUACUUGCCGUUUUACCAACCAACACAACCAGCAAAAACACUGCACAAUGCAGAACAGAGGUCCAGCACUCCAACAUGGAAUGUUUUUUUUCUGGAGGGUCUGGAUGAUGUCUUUGAAUCUUAACUCAAUAUCCCUAUAAUGUGGAGCCAAUUUAAAAACAACCCCAACUGUAACAAAGUGCCGUAUAUACAUGAAAAUCAAAUACGAAACAUCUUACCAUUUAAUGUAAUUCAAAAACAACACAACAGGAGAAAAUGUAAAAACAAAACAAAAACGAGCUCAAGUCAUGCUCUGCUCUGACAUUUUAGAAGGUCAUCCCUUAGAUUGUGACCGGAAACAGAAAAAGAAAUGCCGUACCCCCUCUGAAAUUCACGGAGCAAGAGUGUAGGAAGGAUCAGCUCAGGGAGGUCAGGUGUGGCAAGACCAUUUUAAGGUGGCAAAACAAAGAACAGAAUCUUGACAUGAACUCGAUGUGGAGAGUGAGCCAGUGGAGGGAGAUCAGAAUCGAAAUUGCUGGAUGUCUUACGUGCUCCAGUUAAGACCAGCGUGGCGGCAUUCUGUCAAAACUGUUAUUGUAAUGAACUUUGUUGUUAUUAUUAUGACCUUUGCUCCAAACUAAGCCACAUAUUUGUUUGCUACGUCUUAAAUAAUGCUAUGUUAUUGUUAGCCGAUCUGCACGAACACUGCAGCUCUGCUUACCUUUUGAGAUUGAUAGGCUCACAUUCAGCCAAAGUGGUUCUUUUGCUCUGGAACAGGCCAGCUGAUCAUACCAUCGUCCAUUUGGUUACGUCAGGACAGAAGUGCAGAACGGCUUGCUCAUAUUUUCUCAAGUAGAUUGACAAGGUAUUUUAAUUUCACCCUUAAAUGUGUGGGCAGCCACUCGCGACACAAAAAUGUUUGCGUACGAGACAUUGAAAAUGAGUCUCGAGAGACAAAAUGAGACUUUUUUUUGGGUCCCAUUUGUUGAAUGUGAUUGAGAAAACUAAGUCUGAGGGCUCAAUGAUCGUAUUACGGGUGGGACUUUGGUCUUUUGUGUGUGUGAGGCCCUGGUGAAACCCUUAAUGUUAAAAAUAGAGCUGCCUUGGUAACACGUCUUUCAUGCUUAAAUACCAUGAACAUCAGAAGGUUGUUGUCACCUGCACACCUCUUUGUUUAGCCAUAGAUGAGAUGAUUUACUGUUUGGUAGAAACAUUCAGUAUUUCAAACUCCUUGAAUGAUUACAAUAAUUAAACUAAAUGCUUAGAUGGAAAAAGAUGACGCACUGUGGCGACCCUAACGGGACAAGCCAAAAGAAAAAGAAGAAACUAAAGGCUUGUAUUUAUAUACUGCAGCACCUUUCAAGGGACCCGAGGAAGUGUAACAAUGUUUUUGUUGUCCAAGGAAACUGAUUUUAGUAGGGUGCGAGGGUUCUAGAGAAAAUGAAGAAUUUGGAUUUCACAGGCUUGCUGUGAAAAACCAGAACCUCCUUAAAAACCACACACACAUGUACAAUAUAGGGACUUGCAGUACCUGAGAAACGUCCUAAUGUUUAGGUUUAAAUCCUUGUAGCGGACGACCAGAGCCUCAUUAUGAGAAGCUUCUGUAGAACAUCUAAACCCGUAGAAUCUCUUGGCUAAGUUUGAGUUUCACUAGAAUCUUCGGUAGAAUGUCUACAUCUGGAAAACCUCUAGUCCCAUCUUAUUUACCAGAUUCAGAACCUUGUCGUGGAUGAAAGGAACCUCCUCGAUCACCACCGGAACGUCCUGUUGAACAUCUAGACUUGUGGAACCUUUAUAAUCUUUUUAAUAUCCUUAUUCCGAACAUUGUGGUGGAUUACAGGAACCUCCUUCAUCACCGCAAGAGCCGGCAACAGAUUAGGUGAUUAAGAAAAGUAUCAAAACUCUGGAACUUGAUGGGUGCCGGUGAAGGUGCUUGCUGUUAACUAACAAGAAGAUGAACAGCAAAAUCCUCAGUUUUUUACAUUUCCAUGGAUGUCUGUUUUUGUCUAGUCUGUUGGAACCUGCUGAAAACACCCCAUCAAAGAUCAGAGGGCACUUUUUUUUAAAUCAUCAUCCAAAGAUUGCAACAACAAUACAGAAAGACUGGAAGAGCGGACAUCUUUGGAAAUUUUCAUAAAUCAAAUACUUGUAAAUUUUGCAGCUCAGCUCUUUGUUAGAGAACAGAAGUUGUGCAAAACGUACUGAAAUAUUAGACUGUUGGACACAAAGUCGAAUUAAGUUCACAUGUGAGGGUUAAUGUGCAUUUUUACUUCCUGAAAACCAAAUAUCCCUAAAUUGUUUUGGCAGUGGCGGGAUGGUGGAUCAGCUGGUAAAGCGUUGAGUUCACUGUUCUGAGGUUCCGGGUUCAAUCCCGGACCCGCCGUAUGGAGUUUGCACGUUCUCCCCGUGCCUGUGUGGGUUUUCUGGCAACCAGUUCAGGGUGUACCCCGCCUGCUACCCGUUGACAGCUGGGAUAGGCUCCAGCACUUCCGCGACCCCCGUGAGGAUAAGCGGCGAAAAUAAUUGCUGGAUGGAUGUUUUGGGUAUUGUAGUCAAGACAUGAAUGCGUGUUGUUGUUCCUGUACACGCUUGCAACCGCUAGGUGUCGCUGCUUCCAAGCAAUGACGGAGCCUUGCUGUGGCCCCUCCCGAGUUCCAAAGCUUGAGCGUCAUCGGGUGUCUCGUCGCCUUGCCUUGAUGGCUUUUUAAUCAUUUUAUUAAUGGUGAUGAUCAUCAUCAUGAUAACGUUUAGUGGUACGCAAUGUUACCCAGUAAUAAUUCAUCUUUGUAAUAUUUGCUGGUCUGGCUCAACGGUUGUCAUUUUUCUUCAAAUAAUGAAAGUACUUAGAGCGCUUCAAAAAAGAGCUCUCCAAUUGUUUGUGCUUUUAAAAUGUAAUAUGACACAUUGUAAAUGUUGAGCCAUGAUAGCAGCAACAAAAAUGAAAGUUGCAAUAAUGCUGUGUUGCAUAGUAAAGUAAUUUAUGGCACACAGAGCCGAAAUGUAUGUAUAUUUUGCGUAUUGUUUUUCACAGUUUAAAAAGGUUGCAAUGUGUCUUAAUCCCAAAUUUUUAGUAUGUUUUUAUUGAAAUAUCCCAAGGAUUCCCUUUUUUUAGUCGCAAUUAGCCUUUUUCGGGGGGUUGUCCUUUCUCCACCAUGACCAAUUUCGAGUUUGACUUUUGUGACUGUAAAGACCGGGGGGCUGUUCUAAGGGAUUGACGAGCCAACACUUGUCCCCGAGCACCCCAACGUCUGAAGAAAAAUAGCAAGCCCCUUAAAGACCAAUUUGUAACGUUUCUGCUUUCAAUGCUCCGAGGCCCCUCAGAAGCUAAAACUAUUAGCUAAUCCUAAACUGUGCUAACACGGCAGUCCUUCCCUUUUGACCAACUGUGACAUCACAGCAAAUUUCAGAAGGGCCUGUUCACAGACACAUUCUGGGAGCUACAGUAGAGCCAAGGACACGAUUUAAGAUGUACUUUUACUCACUGAAAAAUGGGAAACAAUUUUAAAAAUUUAUAGUACUUAACAUUUCAUUCACAAUUUUACAUAUAUUCAUGUUUGAAAAAAAAUCUCAUGAAAUAAAUGCAAAUAUUGAACUUCAAAGUUCACUACAACUGAACCGUAUUUGAGCAAGGAUUCUAUGGCGUACUACAAUAUGGGUGACAGUGAGUACUAGUUUUAAAUGACAUUAUUUUUGCCUUCUUUAUGGCACGAGAUGAAGCACAUUUGAGAAAAAGCACAUUUACGUGAGCACAAAGCAGCGGCCGCGUCUCGCUGCUGAGCGAUGAGCUCCAGCAGCCGGCGAGCUAAAAAUACAACCUAGCAACCAGCCGGCCAGACAGGGUGAAUUUAGGAAAGAAACGAGUAAAUCAUGUCAGGUGUUGGUCUUGGCACAAAGAAAAAGCGUGAAAGCACACUAAAAGCCCUAAAAUGCUAUCGCUGGCCACAUCUCACUCUUCGUACGAUUUAACUCACUAUUAAAAACAAAAAAAUACUGUAGUUCAUUUUUCAUUUUUUAGUUUUUGCCUCAGAUGUGGAAGUUUGGUUAAAAAAAAAACAUUAGUAAAUAUGUUUUAAUUGGUUAGCCACCACAACCACGUUCUAUCAAAUAUUCCAUUAGUUGUAUUUGACAAACCUGCUUAAAACAUGAAUCGUAAUGUCGUGCGCCUAACAUUGACUGCUUUUUGUCUAAUCACAUUGUUUACACCAAUUUUAUGUUUGUUUGUUUUUUUGGUGCUAGAUUAAAAAAGUGAAAUGAUAAGUCACUUUUUGAUUUUUCACGUCUUAGCGAAAGCAAAAAGGAAUCAACCAGAAGGUUCAUCUUGAUGUGAGCAAAGCAUAUUUGUCUUCUACUUAUUGUAUUUAAACUGUAAAUCUUGAUGUACAUUCCGAUAAAUUUACAAAGUGUAUCGGUCUAUACUUGAGCUGUAAAAAAUAAUUGUAUAUUUUCAACAAAUUUUUGAUGUACAGUAGGUCAUUUAUUGUCGGUUUACUGUCUGUCAGAGUGUGUAUGUGUGUGGGCGUACAGUACAGUGUGUUCAAUCUAUGUAGGUUUUUGUGGUGUUAAAAGUGUAGUGUGUUCACGGGAUGUACACUCGUGGUGUGUAAACAAUCAACGUGUUGGAUUUCACCCCUACGACUAAAAGAAGAAAUUUGAUCAGUAAGAUAGAACAUCUUUCUUUCUUUGUGCGAAUGCGUGUGGAGGGAGGAGGGGGUUCAAAUUGUACAAUCUAAGAUGAAAAAUUAAAAGAUGGCUUUGAUUAAACGUCUUUUGUGAGGGCUGUCUUUGGAACAUUCAUGUUUUAAGACAAUACAUGUACAGUUUGUGAGCCAGAAAGAGAAUUCUAAGCUAUUUAUUUAAAGGCUGAUUUGUAAA
Messenger RNA from Syngnathoides biaculeatus (alligator pipefish), 8418 nucleotides. Its product is annotated as sodium-dependent neutral amino acid transporter SLC6A17-like. Gene Ontology annotation, cellular component: plasma membrane; synaptic vesicle. The coding region runs from base 374 to 2566 and encodes 730 amino acids. Lineage: Eukaryota; Metazoa; Chordata; Actinopteri; Syngnathiformes; Syngnathidae. Gene Ontology annotation, biological process: sodium ion transmembrane transport; proline transport; glycine transport. The record is from RefSeq and is a predicted model, not a curated record. The transcript is spliced from 12 exons.